Molecule: messenger RNA, 717 nt
Organism: Drosophila kikkawai
Lineage: Eukaryota; Metazoa; Arthropoda; Insecta; Diptera; Drosophilidae
Product: lethal (2) SH0834
Source: RefSeq, a predicted model, not a curated record
CAUGUUGGGUUAUUAUAUGUAUUUGUAGCACGGUCAUACCAUUUUGUAAAUUCACAAAUUACUGCAAAUAAAUAUGGAAAAUAUAGAUACGGAACCGAAAGAUGAAGCUACUGCUAAGGAAUCUAUUGCCUUACGGCGGGAACUGCGCAGAAAGAAAAUAUUAGAAGCGUCCAAGUCACGGCUCGACAAAUUGAAUGGCAGAGCCACUACUUUAGAGAGCGAAACCCCAGGAAACACUGAUGAAAGCGCCAACACAACCCAAUAUUCUGAUCCAGAGGUGGAACCUGACAUUCCCAUUCCUCGUCCAUUUCUGCCGGAACAACCUGUGCCCGCAACCAAAGCCAGCGCUCCCUUAGCAAGUGCAUUGCUAAAGACCCGAGUCCACAUUAUCUUGGCCGCAUGCGGUGGCUUCCUAUUGGCGCUGUACGCUAACAGCAGUGUGUUCGUUCCCGUCCUGCUUUUUGUACUAGUGGAACUUGCAUUUUUGCCAUAUCGCAACGGAGAUAAUUUACCGGCCAGCGUGGCUCCGAUGUUACUUUUGUUUGUCCAUCCAAAUAUUAGCAGCAGAAUUAAGCAGUUUAGCAAAUUAUUUGCAAUCCUUCAAUCAUUAUUGGGCGAUUUGGCUAUAACAGUUUGUGUUGUAUGUUCAGGUAGCAUAUUAUUAAAUUUAAGCACUCUUACUGGAGAGGAAUAAAAGAUUUCUUUUAUUAUACUGUA